CUGUCUCGUACUUUUUGUCUUUCAGAAAUUAGCACCUGGAGUUAGUCAGUUUGCUUACACAUGUGUACAGGACCAUCCAAUCUGGACUAACCAGCAGUUUUGGGAAACCACCUUUUAUAGCAAUGUACAAAAUCAAGUUCGUUCCCUCUACCUUACAGCCAAAGAAGACAACCAUGCAGUACAACCAAGACAAAAGGAGAAAAAUUCUGUAAGUCCAGACCACGAUAAGACAGCAAUGGAUCUGGCUGCGGAGCAGUUGCGACUGUGGCCAACUCUUAAUAAACAAACUCAACAGGAGCUAGUCCAGAAUGAGGAAAGCACAGUUUUCAGUCAGGCAAUUCAUUUCGCUAACCUCAUGGUUUACCUGUUAGUACCAUUAGAUACAAGUAAGAACAAGUUAUUGAGAGCAUCAGCUACUGGUGACUGGGAGAGUGGAAGCAACAGUAUUGUCACAAACAGUAUUGCAGGCAGUGUUGCAGAGAGUUAUGACACUGAAAGUGGAUUUGAGGACUCUGAGAACAAUGAUGUUGCAAAUGCAGUUGUACGCUUCAUCACCAGAUUUAUUGACAAGGUUUGCACAGAGAGCGGAGUUACGCAGGAUCACAUCAAGGGUCUUCAUUGCAUGAUACCAGGUAUUGUAGCAAUGCACAUAGAGACUUUGGAGGCUGUUCAUCGUGAGAGUAGAAGACUUCCACCAAUACAGAAGCCCAAAAUUCUACGACCAACUUUACUGCCAGGAGAAGAAUUUGUCUGUGAAGGUCUCCGUGUGCUACUGGAUCCUGAUGGCAGAGAGGAAGCUACAGGAGGACUGCUUGGAGGUCCUCACAUCCUCCCUGCUGAAGGAGCUUUGUUCCUUACUACCUACAGAAUUAUAUUUAAAGGCACUCCUCAUGAUCAGCUGGUGGGAGAGCAGACAGUGAUCCGGAGCUUUCCUAUUGCAUCUGUUACAAAGGAGAAGAAAAUCACUAUACAAAACCAGCUGCAGCAAAGUAUGCAGGAAGGCUUGCAGAUCACUUCAGCUACCUUUCAGUUAAUUAAAGUAGCAUUUGAUGAAGAAGUAAGUCCUGAAGUGGUGGAAAUAUUUAAGAAACAGCUAAUGAAGUUCCGUUAUCCUCAGUCUAUCUUCAGCACUUUUGCAUUUGCAGCUGGGCAAACAGCACCGCAGAUAAUUUUACCAAAGCAAAAAGAAAAGAACACUUCAUUCCGUACCUUCUCAAAAAGCAUUGUGAAAGGAGCAAAACGUGCUGGGAAGAUGACAAUUGGUCGCCAGUAUUUGUUAAAGAAGAAGACGAGCACAAUAAUGGAAGAAAGAGGGAAUCGUCCAGGGUGGAAUGAAGAUGAUGAUGUCUCUGGUAAUAGUAAAACAGUUUCCAUUUUUGUUGAUAUGUCUAUCUUGUCAUGCUUCAGUUUCAGGAUGUUAGGUGAGCAGUAUCUUCAAGAAGAAAUUGCAGUCUUCCUGGACAGGAAGGAGAAAGGUUUCAAAUAGUGCACUGAUUAAACAUUUUGUGAUGACUGUGAACAUACAGGGUAAAAGAAGAAGCCGUCUUCAUUCAGUGGUAAAGCAAAAGAGACUUUUUUUCUAAUUGCGAAACUAUUUUCACAUAAUAUCCUUAGAAAGCCUGACAUUGCUUUGUCUGUAAUGAAAAAGCAGUAAUUGGCGAGCUCAAGGAACUGGAAGUAUUUUAUGGGCAAAUUUUGUCUGUGGAAAUGAUCAGCGAUUUCUGAAGACAGCUGAAGACUUAAUGACUGAAAAUACCAUUUUUCUAAACUUUUGUUGGAAGGAAUUGGGGAGAUAAGUUAGAAAGUGAUUUGGACACUUUGUAUAGUGUAAUGGUGUGGACUUUGACUUUCUUCCAAAUACUACUUUUCCUACCAUGUGCUGCUGUCAGUAUAUCUUUAUCUGGACCAGUGCUAAUUUAUAAUAAACCACUAGAGGGAGCCAGAUUCUCCUGUACAUUAACAGGUAUUGUUUUGUCAUACCAUUCUUUCUU
Messenger RNA from Meleagris gallopavo (turkey), 1991 nucleotides. Lineage: Eukaryota; Metazoa; Chordata; Aves; Galliformes; Phasianidae. The record is from RefSeq and is a predicted model, not a curated record.